AUGCCGCACACUGGACGCCACACGGGGGACUCCAGCCCUGGACACCCCUCGGACCCGGGGAGGAGGGACAGGGGCACCCCCGGGGAGAUGUGCGACCACCACGUGGCCACGGCCCUUCCCUCCGUUUUCAUGAAUGGAGAGCCCCAUUGGCCAAUGCGCCUGCGCGGCCUCUUAGCCCCGCCCUCCCCGCCCGGUUCAGCCAAUGGGAGCGCGCGGGCGGUGUUGUGGUCACGUGCGGCCGCCGGUGUAGUGGCGGCGGCCCCGCCCCCCGACACGGCGGGCGCUUUUAUUGCGCCGUUUUCCGCGCCCGCCCGCGCCGCCCGGCCCCGCGAAGUUCUCACCCUCGGUUACCGCGCCCUCGGUAAAACAUCCCUGGCUCUCCAAUUUGUGAAGGGAAAGUUCGUGGGGUGUUAGGAGCCCAUGGUGGAGAGCACCCACAACAAGAUGGUGGUGGUGGGCAAGGUUGAGUUUCAUGACUGGGCAGGUAAUGACGAGUACACCAUCCUGCCACACUCCUUCAUCAUCGGCAUCCACGGCUACAUCCUGGUCUACUUGGUGACAUCCCUGCGGAGCUUCCAGGUCCAGACCCUCCACAACAAGCUGUACAAGAGCCGGGGGAAGACACCCAUGCCCGUGGUGCUGGUGGGGCACAAGGCAGACCUGGCCGUGCUGAGGGAAGAGGGGCUCUGGGGGUCCCACCUCUGGGAAACGAGGACAGAUGAAGGGAAGAAGCUGGUGGAAUCAUGGGGGGCCGUUUUCCUAAGUUCAGCCAAGGAGAGCCAGGUGACCAUGCGAAUCUUCAUGAAACUCACUGAGGAGAAGAACUGGGUGGACAGAUCCACCAGCUGCCACCUGAUGUGA
This is a messenger RNA of Sturnus vulgaris (Common starling), 861 nucleotides long. The record is from RefSeq and is a predicted model, not a curated record. Lineage: Eukaryota; Metazoa; Chordata; Aves; Passeriformes; Sturnidae.